CUGUGAGCCAAGAUGUUGGCCUUCCGUGCCCACCCAGACCCGGUUUGGGCCACCAGAGGCUGGAGUGCUUUCCCUGUGCAUUCCGAGUGUUGCCUGCAUGCUCACUGGGUCUGGGCCACGUUCACAGAUUCAAGAUUCCUGGGGGCUCACUGUGUUGCUUCAGCAUGAGCUCUUGGCAGGGGUGUACUCUGCCCUCAUCCGACUGUAACCCAAAACUCCUUUUCCUACCCUAAAAACAUUUCAGUUCUACAUACUAAGAAUCCCCUUGUGCCCUCUGCUCCUUCUGCCAACAUGCACAUUCCAGACUCCUGCCUGCUCCUUCACCCUGAGUGCAGUGGGUUGGGGUGACCUACUAAACCUGCUCUAGCUGUUGCUAGAAGGCUGCUGUAGCCAUCGCACUCAUGUAGUUUGGAAGCUUGAGGAAAAACAGGAGCCCAUUUCUUCCUUCUGCGCCCUCUAGUGGUCUUCUUUCCCUUUGUGUUACGCCCCUAAGAAGAAAUUUCCUGUCUUAACUCCUGCUGCCUGCCUAGGGAGCAAAGCUGGAGAUUUGGGCAGCCUGAAUCCCUUGGUCCCUGAGCUCGCUCCUGGAUGUGUGUUCAAAUGGGUCUGCCCAUCCAGCCUGGGCAGGUGCCUCCGGCAAGGCCAGGGUGCGAGAAUGAGUUCCGGGACCUUUGUGCCCAACGCACAUUCUUGUCCAUUUUCCCAGCUGCCCCCUUCCAAAAGUCAUGCUCAGUGUGAUGAAAGAUCAGCCUUGGUAGGGUGUGGGUCCAGGUGAGCGCUCUCAGAGAGGCUGAGGUCUGCUACAACCCCAGGCCUGCUGCUGAAUAAGGCAGGCUGCUCUUACGAGAAAGUCUUCCUUUUCUGUUUUUUCCUGGCUUUGCCCCCCGGGGCUAUGAUGCAGCAGUACUGUAACUUGCGCUAGACCUGGAAAAUUGGACCUCUGUGGGGCUCAACAGCUUUCUGGAGGAAGGUCAGCCCCCUGUGGUGGCCACCCUCUGCUUGUACUAGAGUUCUUGCAGGUGUUGCCCGCAUGGUCAUUUACUUCGCCCCAUUCAGCUUCUGUUAAGAGGGUAAUGAUCACAAUCCUGUACUCAGGGAGUAGCAGCCCUCAGAGAGAGAGAGUGUGAAAGAGAGAAUGUGUGUGUGUAAGAGAGUGGGGGGAGGUCCCUGGGGCGGUGGUGGGGACUGCUUCAUUCAUACCCAGCACAGGGCCUAGUAUGCAGCAAGAUCAAUAAAUACUUGUGGAAAGCAAGACUACUCGCUACCUGUGUCCUCCCAGUGGGAAAGCCGGAGACCCUCACUAGAGGCCAGAUUACUGAUGUGCUCCGCCUGCCAGGCCGGCUCCACCCUCCUGCGUCCUCUCCACCCCCUCCCCUCCUCCCAUGUGACCCUACACUCCUGAUGUCCUGAAUGCGCAAUUCAGGCCUUUUGGCCCUUUAUAGAACUUUGACCUUCUGGAGGCAGGGCAGUCAGCAAGGGGAGGUCUAGCCCCUAGCUCUGUCUCAGAGCAGCUUAACUGGUUUGGACUGCCUAAUCGACCCUGGAAGAUGAACUGGAAGUGCCUGGGGCUGUUUCCCUACAGAUUGGAGUCACUGCACACUGCUUGAAAGCCCCGCCUGCCCUUGGGGCUGCCUGCCUUUGGGGCUGCCCGCCCCUUCUGAUCCCCUUUGUGGGAGAGAGACCUGUCCAAGCAGAGCCGGGACUACAUCUCCCAGCGUGCCUGGCAGAGUGGUGGCCUCUGUGUGCCGGCUGCACCGGUUGCGGGCAACAAUGCAGCGGGCAGUGAGCAUGGUGGCCCAUCUGGGCUUGCAGCUGCGGGCACUCCCGUCGGCCCUGGGCCGUCCGUUCAGUUGUGCACAGGACGUGCUCCGCAGGACACCACUCUAUGACUUCCACCUGGCUCAUGGCGGGAAGAUGGUGGCGUUUGCAGGCUGGAGUCUGCCUGUGCAGUACCGGGACAGCCACGUGGACUCACACCUGCACACACGCCGGCACUGCUCGCUCUUUGACGUGUCCCACAUGCUGCAGACCAAGAUACUUGGUUGUGAUCGGGUGAAGCUGAUGGAGAGUCUAGUGGUUGGAGAUAUUGCAGAGCUAAGGCCAAACCAGGGGACACUGUCGCUGUUUACCAAUGAGGCUGGAGGUAUCUUAGAUGACUUGAUUGUGACCAGCACCUCUGAGGGGUACCUGUAUGUGGUGUCCAACGCUGGCUGCUGGGACAAGGAUGUGGCUCUCAUGCAGGACAAGGUCAGGGAGCUUCAGAACAUGGGCAGUGACGUGAGCCUGGAGGUGGUAGAUAAUGCCUUGCUAGCCCUGCAAGGCCCCACUGCGGCGCAGGUUUUGCAGGCUGGCGUGGCAGAUGACCUGAGGAAAUUGCCCUUCAUGACCAGUGCUGUGAUGGAGGUGUUUGGUGUGUCCGGCUGCCGUGUGACCCGCUGUGGCUACACAGGGGAGGACGGUGUGGAGAUCUCGGUGCCGGCGGCAGCGGCAGUCCACCUGGCAACAGCUCUGCUGGAAAACCCAGAGGUGAAGCUGGCGGGGCUGGCGGCCCGGGACAGCCUGCGCCUGGAGGCAGGCCUCUGCCUGUAUGGGAGUGACAUCGAUGAACACACCACACCUGUAGAAGGCAGCCUCAGCUGGACAUUGGGGAAGCGCCGCCGAGCCGCCAUGGAUUUCCCUGGAGCCUCGAUCAUUGUUGCCCAGCUGAAGGGCAAGGUGCAGCGGAGACGAGUGGGGUUAAUGUGCGAGGGGGCGCCGAUGCGGGCGCACAGUCCCAUCCUGAAUAUGGAGGGCACUGUGAUUGGUUCUGUGACCAGUGGCUGCCCCUCUCCCUGCCUGAAGAAGAAUGUGGCCAUGGGUUAUGUGCCCUAUGAGUACAGUCGGCCAGGUACCCCACUGCUGGUAGAGGUGCGGCGGAAGCAGCAAAUGGCUGUGGUCAGCAAGAUGCCUUUUGUGACCACAAAUUACUAUACCCUCAAGUGAAAGUGGCUUGGGACAGGGCCCUUCCCAUCCAGGAGCCUGGACCUGAGGGCAUUCUACAAGGGUUAGUCAGGAAGCUGAGACCGAAUACAUUGGGGGUAGGUGGCUAGGGUGGAGGUUGGUUCUGGUUGUCUGGUUGAGGGGGGCCCAUACCACCUGUUCCCACCUGCCUCCUGUGCCUAACUUUAAAACCCCAUUUCGGAGCAAGGGACCAGCUCAUGCAAUGUCAGCCUGUGGUCCCACGGACCCCAUUCUUGUCUGCCUGCCGGAGGGCUGUAGGAAGCUUUAGUUCUGGCAUCUGUCCCUUACACUCUGCCAGGUGCUGGCUGUGGAGCAGAGGCUCACAUUUAGGGAGGGGAUAGGCCUGCCCAGCCUACCUCACCAUGGUUUCUCACACUGCAAGGGGCUUAUUACCUUGGGUCGUGCCAGCCAUCUCCUUCAGUUUACUUUCCAUGAAUGCAGACUGGGGCCUCUCCCUCGGUAGGAAUGAUUCCUGACUCACCGAGGGCUGGCCCUGUAGGGCUGCUGUGCCUGUGUAAACUCGGGGACAGCUGAGGAGACACAGACUCACUCUUCCACAUUCCCAAGUUAGCCCAGCCUGCUGCCCAGUAGUAAACCAUGCCAGGCUCACCACCUGUCCUGAGCCCCAGGGCUGUUGUAGGACAGGCGGGGCCUCCUCCUGGACUUGACUUACCCUGGCUGCCCUUUGCCCCUGGGGCCCAUUACUGGACUCCACUGACUUCUAAAAAAA
Messenger RNA from Odobenus rosmarus divergens (Pacific walrus), 3730 nucleotides. It is a transcript of the gene AMT, whose product is annotated as aminomethyltransferase. Lineage: Eukaryota; Metazoa; Chordata; Mammalia; Carnivora; Odobenidae. The record is from RefSeq and is a predicted model, not a curated record. Gene Ontology annotation, biological process: glycine catabolic process. Gene Ontology annotation, cellular component: mitochondrion. The transcript has 9 exons. Gene Ontology annotation, molecular function: aminomethyltransferase activity; protein binding. Bases 1771 to 2982 code for a protein of 403 amino acids.